Messenger RNA from Penicillium longicatenatum, 1170 nucleotides. RefSeq names its product PRCC domain-containing protein. Gene Ontology annotation, cellular component: nucleus. Bases 1 to 1170 code for a protein of 389 amino acids. The record is from RefSeq and is a predicted model, not a curated record. The transcript has a single exon. Lineage: Eukaryota; Fungi; Ascomycota; Eurotiomycetes; Eurotiales; Aspergillaceae.
AUGGCUUUAGUAGCUUAUUCCGACUCAGAGGGCUCUGACGCCGAGCCAGACACCACCCCAGCCCCGGUGGUCGAAAAGCCCAAGAAGUCUGAUACUGGCGCUGGCUUUCAGAUCGAUCGCAGCAACCCGCGCAAGAUCCGCGUCGCCCUCCCGGAGCUCAAGCCCGAACACCCCGCGGACCAGGAUACUGAUGGCCCUGCGCGGAAAAAGGCCCGGCUAGGUGCAGGAUCAGGCGGGGCAUUCUCGGGAUUCAACUCGUUCUUACCUGCUCCGAAACGUACUGCAGAAAAGAAGGGCCCUGUCGCCACAACUCGCAAAAUAUUCAGCCUGAAGACUGGCGCCACCCCAGGUUUUGACCGGGAAGCCGAUGCCGAGUUCAAGCUCGACCUCGCAUCAAAUACGACUGCCGAAGCAGAUGACGCAGGUGAAGACAUCCCAGCAGCCGGCAGUCUGGGGCAAACCGCAACCGACACAGACUCGGGAGCGUUUCAAAAGACUGAAAUUGGGGAGGUGAAGCUACAGGGUAACCCCAUAAUGUUCAGGCCAUUGUCUGUGGGACGAAUGCAGAAGAAAAAGAAGACCACCAAAGCAGCAGAAUCGGCUUCAAAAUCGACCCCAGUCAACCUUCAACCUACAGAAACGCCGGCCACAGCGGCCCCUCCACCACCGAAACCCAAAGUCAGCCUCUUCUCUCUAUCGUCAGAGGAAUCUGCUUCCCGAGCAGACCUGCAGCCAGCCGCAGCAGGCACCUACGAGCCUUUGGUAUACACCACUGAACCCGAGGCCGGGCCAGCCCCGGCACCAGAACCCGCACAGGACGUUUCCUACUCCAAUUCUACCACAGCACCAUCGCACUCGCUAGACAACAUCGCCAAUGAUUUAAAUCUAUCCAAAGGAGAACGGCGCCAACUCUUUGGCCGUAACGCUCCGCCUAUGGACUCGCGCAUUCUUACAUUCAAUACGGAUAAGGAGUAUGCCCAUAACCAGGCACUGGCACACACUGAGCUGGCCGGUACACAGCACCAACCCGUGCGUACUAUCAACACGGCGGGCAAGCACAGUUUGCAGCAGCUGGUCAAUGCGGCAACUUCUCAGAAAGAGGCCUUGGAGGAGAAUUUUGCCACUGGAAAAAGGAACAAGAAGGAAGCUGGGUCGAAGUAUGGUUGGUAG